UAAUAUCGUCUCUGUUGUUAUGUCUGUUUUAUAGUAAUAGUAAUUAUAAAUUAAGUGAUCGAAUGUGAAUGUUUAACUGCGAAGAUUUCAAUUUCGGUUUAACAGCCUACAAUGGUUUCAUUAAAAAAAUUAAUCUGUUUGCCCACAGCACAUCACAGGGCUUGUUAUUCCACUUUGUCCGCCAGGUGUAUGAUUACCAUUACUUCCAGUGCCACCAACAAUGCCAGCAAUGAUGGAAUUCGACGGCAUGUUCACUUCAGCCCUGCACCACAACCCGCAAGUAGUAGUAGGAGUGGUGAAAACUUAAAUGACAAAAGUUACUUGUUAGAGUGCUUGUUAAGGAAUGUUUUAUUCAAAAAUGAACAUUGCAUUGCCAUAGCCAAACCAAAUGGUUUUCCAAUGCAAAGCAUCAAAUAUGAAGAAAAUUCAGAUAAAAAGAUUGAUAUAAGAGCAGAAAAUUUCUUUUCGAUGUCUACAUUAAAAAAUGAUUUAAAGAGGUACUUGAAUGUACCAGAUUUGUUUGAAGUUUUCACGCAAAAGAGGGAGUUUGGAGGAAUUGUGUUGUUUUGUUUUCAAAAAGAUGUUCAAAAUUUAUUAUCAAGAUAUUUCAAAAAUGCAAAAAUAAACAAGCUACACAUUUCUGAAUACAAAGUAAUAUCUGUAGGCAAAAUGACAAAACAGGAAGGAGUGGAUGAGAUGACCAUUGAACAAAACCAGAUCAAUAACAAUGUAAUGUCUACCCUGGUGAGGCAGCCAUCAAAGAACAAACAGAAAAUGCAUGGCAACUACACUAAUCUUGCCGUCAAAUUCAAAGUAACACAAUCCUCCAAAGUUGCAUUCAACUGCACAUUAAACAAUGUGACUGUUUGGCCUACAACAACCAAAUGGGAUGCCUUGGAAAUGUUUUUCAUUCAUAAGAUGUCAGCCAUUUUGGGUGAUCACAAGUACAGUAGCCGAAUAAGAAACUUGCUAGACAAACAAGUUUUAGUGAAACCAGAGCAAGCACACCCUGAGCCGCAGGCUUUGCCAAAGGAGGUUUGCAGCUUAUUGAAGGUUCCAGAAAGUGAUACAUCAAAUAUUUUAAGCCACGUUUUUUGUACUAAGCUCAUCAUACCAAAAUUGUUUUAUGAUGGAAAUAGAACUUUAACAUAUAAUAGAAUGUGCAACAGAAAAUCUCUUGGGCCAGAUUUUGGAACAUACGCUAAAGAGAACAUCCAUAAUACAGAUGAACAGACAAUCAACUGUGAUCAACAAAAGUCAUUGAUAAUUAUAGAAGCGGCCUUGCCGACUUUUUUUCAAGAAACCGUUAAUUAUUUUAAUUUAAUGUAGAUUGAAUUCUUGAUAACGUAAGUUAUGUUUGGUAAAAAUCUUGUUUCAUUUGUAAUCACAUACAUUUAAUGUUUGCUAAGUAAAUAAUGUAUCGUGACUCGUGAU
Molecule: messenger RNA, 1434 nt
Organism: Helobdella robusta
Lineage: Eukaryota; Metazoa; Annelida; Clitellata; Rhynchobdellida; Glossiphoniidae
Exons: 8
Coding region: 112-1329 (405 amino acids)
Biological process (GO): pseudouridine synthesis
Molecular function (GO): RNA binding; pseudouridine synthase activity
Source: RefSeq, a predicted model, not a curated record